AAGCCUGCUAUGACCUCUUAAUUGCGGCAUAUAUUGGGGCAAUACGAGCAGGGCUCAUGCAUGUUAAUUCUACCAGCCGCCGACACUAAUAAGAUGGCAGGGCAAUAACGAUGCUGGAGUCGGCUGCGCUCACGUGAACGACAACAAACAGCAGGCACCGUGUCUGCUAACACACCUGCUUCACAUUCUCCUGCGGAAGCCUUCACAGAAAGAUGUUUUCACGGCAGACGAGCACACGCAGGGUGUAAACGAAGACACGGUUGCAUGUUCCCAGUUAAGAAGAGAAGAUGGUGCUGGUUGUGGUCGGUGCUCUCCUGUGCAUCUCUUGUUGGGUCUCUCUCUACUUCCUCCUGUGUAACCUCAACGGGUCCAGGAGCUACGAGUGGAACUGUCGCCUCGUCACCCUGGUCCACGGCAUCCUGGCAGUCUGCAUCACAGGGUACAUAGGCUAUGUGGAUGGACCCUGGCCCUUCACUUAUCCAGGUACUAAGAACACUCCUCUGCAGAUAAGUGCCAUGGUGGUGAGCCUGAGCUACUUCAUUUUUGAUAUGGCCUGGUGUGUGUACUUCCGCACAGAGGGACCCGUUAUGCUGGCCCACCACACCUUGAGCAUCCUGGGAAUCCUAUUGACCCUGUGGUUGGGGGAGUCUGGCAUUGAGUCCUGCGCUGUGCUCUUUGGCAGUGAAAUCACCAACCCCCUCCUGCAGGCACGCUGGUUCCUCAAACAGACGGGACGGUACAGGACGCUGACCGGGGACGUUGUGGACGUUCUGUUUGUGCUGCUGUUCGUGUUGAUGCGAGUCUUUGUGGGAGGCACAAUGCUGUACUGUGAGCUGAUCUCCCCAAGACCCAGAUUCUUUAUCAAGUGUGGGGGAGUGGCUAUGUACGCUCUAUCCUGGGUGUUUAUGGUGGACAUUGUUCGAUUUUCCAUUCGGAAGAGCAAGAGCUGGCAAAAACGGAAGACAGACCAACAAGAGACAGUGGCAGCUAAUGGUCAUGAAGGGAAGAAGGACUGAUGGCUUGUGCUUCUCGAAAGGACAUUUGUUUGUGUUUUUCAGUCUGGACGCGCAAGUACAAAGAAAAUCAUCUUUUUGUAUGCUGAGCUGAUAUUUCAAAGUCAUAGUUUUCUAUGUCAAGAAAUGACAUCUGUCUGUAAGGUCCCACACCUGCACAUUUUUUAAACAACUCAUUUUUAUACAACUAUUGCAACACAAGUUUGAUUAUUGUGUAAAAUGUGCUGUUAAAAGACCACACAGAUAUGUCCCUGAAAAGCCGAGCACUCUCUACAAACACGAGAACAGAUGUUGCUUUCAUUUGCAUUGAACUGUGGCCUAGUGGGGCUCUGAAGGAAGGCUGAAUGUUAGGAAAGAGACCGUUUACAUGUACUAUCCUCCAUGUGAGACUUUUCCAGUCAUUUCAAAAUGUUAGGAUUGGUUACCUUUUAACCCUGUGGGGGUUGUCUUUUUUUUGAGCAAGGUAAACUUUGAGCAGAUGUGAAAGGUGUACUCAGGGAGAUGAAGUUCUAUCAGAAAGUUGGGACGCACUCCAGAGAAAGUGUGUGACGUGUUUUGAUUGCUUUGUUUAAUUGACGUCAUAGUUAACGUUUGCUUGCUGUCUAAAAGCCUGCGCAAAAACAUGUCCUUAAUUUCACUUCCCUCGUGUAAAGGGAUACAUGGAGGGGAACAUCUCAAUAGCUCUACACUGGUAAUUAUGUUAUAGUCCUUUCAGAUAUUUAUGUUAACUAUAAGUACCGUGACAUGUUUGGGGAAAUAGUGUCAGAAUGUGUACUUUAUAUAGUAUAUUAAGUUAUGUGUGUUGUAUGAUUUCAAAAGAUUGGCACUAUACUAAUAGCUCCCACUUCAUUUGACGGAGUCGUGUUUAAGUCUCACAAAGAUUUUUGUCAGGCAAGAUCAUUAAACACUAUUUAUUGUGA
Messenger RNA from Cyclopterus lumpus (lumpfish), 1933 nucleotides. It is a transcript of the gene tlcd5a, whose product is annotated as TLC domain containing 5a. Lineage: Eukaryota; Metazoa; Chordata; Actinopteri; Perciformes; Cyclopteridae. Gene Ontology annotation, cellular component: membrane. The transcript is spliced from 3 exons. The record is from RefSeq and is a predicted model, not a curated record. Bases 288 to 1016 code for a protein of 242 amino acids.